UUUUACUCRCUGUCACAGUUGGGUUUCACUGGUGGAACCCAAAGUUCAGACAAAWCUUGAGCGACUGCAAAAAUAAAUUGAUUUAUUUCAACAAAAGACAAACUAACAAAAAAAAACAUGCUAAUGAAGUCAUUUUUAAAAGUCUAUUAGUUUAAAUAUGUCACAGGGUAAGGCUUUUACUUACUGAGGUCAAAUUUGUUGUGAUGUGAUUUAAUUAGAGUUUUAUAUUUGAUAAAACACUGUGAUGUGUCACCAUAACUACACUUUUUUAAUGAAUGAACUGCUCUGAUUUAUUUGGGAGUUGAAACAGAAGUUUACAGCAGAAGUGCGCCGCAGCUCWUUAAGCAGAUUACUCAUCUCCAAGAAUCAUGUGAGCAACAUUCCCUCUCAAUAAUAAACCAUGGUUAAAACCUAAUAAAGCACUGUUACCACCCCAGGUAUCCCACUUCAGUAAAAUUAGGCGUUUAUUGUUGGUGUUCUGGGUCAAAGUCUUAGCAGAGAGCAUCUGAGUGUAGCAGGACAGGACGUGAAGCUCUGGUGUUCAGAGUGUUGAAGCUGGUCUCCAUGGCUGGGACGCUGCAGUCCUUAUGGCUUUUCUUCAUGAUUCUCUGCUUUCUGGGAGAGACAAAGGACAAUAAACAGCUAACACAGCCUCGUAUGCAGUCAGAUAAUGGCCACCUUGUUUUCACACCUGGGGACAGCAAAGACAUCCGCUUCCAGCCUUCAGCGUCGGGUCGAGUCAAAGUAGGGGAUGAAGACCUCUCACAACUUCUGGGUCAGAUCAAAACCAACAAAGAAGACAUUGAUAACAUUAAGACUCAUGGAGGAGGAGUUCCACCUGACAUCACCAACAAGCUUAACCAACUGGAUACUAAGGUGUCAACACUGGAGGGUGAAGUGACUGAACUUCAACAGACAGUUCAGAGGAGCUCCUGCAACAGUAACCCCUGCCAGAAUGGAGGAACAUGUCUGAACUUAUUAAACUCAUUCCACUGUUUGUGUCCCAACAACUGGGCUGGCCCUAACUGUGCCACAGAUGUAAAUGAAUGUCAGGUGUAUUCAGGAACACUGCAGAGUUGUCAGAAUGGGGCAACUUGUGUCAACACUGCUGGAUCUUUCACAUGUACUUGUUCUCCAGAAUGGUCCGGGACUCUCUGCACAGAGCGAUACGAUGACUGUAGGAAUGCAGGACCGAACCUGUGUGUACAUGGUUUAUGUAUUGAUGCAGAUCGCGUUGUACCUGGACAGCCAAAAUACCAGUGCAUUUGUGAGAGUGGAUGGGAGGCUCCAGCUGGAAACCCAGCGUGUGUGUCUGAUGUUGAUGAGUGUAACCUCCCCACCAAGCCUUGCUCAGCCAACCCCCCUGUUCCCUGCUACAACACCCAGGGUUCCUUCUACUGUGGAGCCUGUCCUGCUGGUUGGCAAGGCAAUGGCUACAGCUGUCAGGAUGUGGAUGAGUGUUUGACAAAUAAUGGAGGCUGCUCUGUCGCUCCACUGGUUCAGUGUAUGAAUACUAUGGGUUCUUUCCACUGUGGUCCCUGCCCUCCAGGUUAUGAGGGUGAUGGGAGAACAUGCACACAAUCAGACAUCUGCUCAUCCAAUAAUGGAGGCUGUUAUCCAUCGGCUAGCUGCUCCUCUAACCCAGGUUCAAGCUUCCCUGUUUGCACCUGCCCAGCAGGAUACACUGGCAAUGGUUAUGGCCUGACAGGUUGCACACAGAUAAGUCAGAUCUGUCAGACCAACAACCCCUGUGUCAAUGGACAGUGUGUGAGCACCACAUCGCCCCCUGGAUACUUCUGCAACUGCAACUCUGGCUGGCAAGGACUUCACUGCGACCAGAAUAUUGACGAAUGUUCAAGCAACCCCUGCCAAAAUGGAGGAACCUGCACUGACGGCAUUAAUGGAUUCACAUGUACCUGCACUGCCCAGUGGACCGGUCCACUCUGCCAGACUCCACAGCAAGUAUGUGGAGGUCAACUGACAGGUCCUGCUGGUUCGUUCAGCUAUCCCAACACUCCAGGUCAUGAUGAUUAUGAUCACCUGGUCAGCUGUGCCUGGGUGAUAACCACCGACCACAACAAGAUUCUUCGGAUCACCUUUCCUUUUUUCGACCUGGAGAGCAGCWCAAACUGCAACUUUGACUUCCUCCAGAUCCACGACGGCAACAGUGCCUCUGCUUACAUGAUUGGGAAAUACUGCGGUCAAAACAACCCUGCAGAACUGUUCAGCUCGCACAAUUCCUUGUACUUUUGGUUUCGCUCUGACCACUCUGUCAGCGGCGGCGGCUUCACGGUAGCUUGGCAGUCACAGGACCCAGUUUGUGGUGGUGAACUGACCGAGUCAUACGGYAACAUAAACUCCCCUGGCUACCCCGGCAACUACCCGCCCAGCAGGGACUGCUACUGGACCGUGACAGUGGAACCUGGCCUCCUCAUCACGUUUGCUUUUGGAACUUUAAGUCUUGAAAACCACCCAAACUGCAACUUUGACUUCUUAGAGAUCCGUGACGGUCUUCUACCUGAAGACCCAGUUCUUGGGAAGUUCUGCAACACCGGAUCGCCACCCCCCUUACAAACAACUGGCCCAAUGGCAUGGAUCCACUUCCAUUCUGAUUCARUUAUAACUGACAGAGGCUUCCACAUCACAUACACAACAUCACCAAGUGAUCCUGGUUGUGGUGGUACAUUUACCGACACUGAAGGCAUCAUAAUUUCACCCAACUGGCCCAAUAACUACGCCCACAACCGCCAGUGCAUCUAUCUGAUUAGGCUGCCGGCGGGAGAAAAGGUGUCCCUCAACUUCACUCACAUGGAUCUAGAGACUCACAGUGGCUGUGCCUUCGACUAUGUGGAGAUACGUGAUGGGAGACUGGAAAGUGACCCUCUGAUAGGGAAGUAUUGYGGAAACACCCUCCCAGCUCCCAUUGUCUCAUCGUCCAGCUCUCUGUGGAUACGUUUCAAAUCUGACAGUUCGGUCAGUCGAGCUGGUUUCAGAGCUGUCUACACUGUUGCCUGUGGAGGUAUUUUAUCUGGGACGGGACAGUUGCGCUCUCCCUACCACCCGAACCCGUAUCCCCACAACAAGGUCUGCGAGUGGGUCAUUAACCAACCGGAGGGCUACGUGGUCACGCUCAGCUUCCUCACGUUUGACGUUGAGGGGGGCUCCUGCAGCUUUGACUUUGUUGAG
This is a messenger RNA of Austrofundulus limnaeus, 3186 nucleotides long. RefSeq names its product cubilin. The record is from RefSeq and is a predicted model, not a curated record. NCBI's taxonomy places the organism in Eukaryota, Metazoa, Chordata, Actinopteri, Cyprinodontiformes, Rivulidae. Gene Ontology annotation, molecular function: calcium ion binding.